Zeugodacus cucurbitae (melon fly) is the source of this 786-nucleotide messenger RNA. Its product is annotated as trypsin-like. The record is from RefSeq and is a predicted model, not a curated record. NCBI's taxonomy places the organism in Eukaryota, Metazoa, Arthropoda, Insecta, Diptera, Tephritidae. Gene Ontology annotation, molecular function: serine-type endopeptidase activity. The transcript has a single exon. The coding region runs from base 84 to 734 and encodes 216 amino acids. Gene Ontology annotation, biological process: proteolysis.
AAUGUGACUUGAGCGUAGUUGACAGCUUUACUUCAAGCUAAACGCACGAACCGUAAAACUAAUAUAUCGCCAUAUUUCUCAAGAUGUUUUCAUUCGCCUUAUUACUGCUAGUGGCCGCUACCAGCGCAAAUGUUGCCUCCAUUCCCGCAGAUUCUUAUGUCGUUUCAGUUCAAAUAUCCGACAACUCUCUCUGUAGUGGCGUUCUAAUUAACAAGAAUACAGUUCUCACAUCGGCGCAGUGCUUGGCUUUCUACGAUGCCGAUCAAUUGGUCGUUGCUAUAAAUAACGGCACUCAAAUCUUCAAAACUAAAGCACACUCAUUCAAGUCAGAUUUCGAUUUCGUUACAAUGGAAAAUGAUGUCGCCGUUUUGAAGUUGGCGCAAUCAGUGAAAACCCGUUAUGUAAAAAUGGCGAGUAAACCACGUAAAAGCGGUUCCAGCGGUGUGGUCGUAAACGCAAAUUUACUGCAGGUACCUGUGAGCAUAAUAAACUACCAAGAAUGUGCUUCGGGAAAAUACGUAUACAGCGAAGAAGAAGUGUUCAGUACGAUGGUAUGCGGUCUGGUGAAAGAAGAAAAUGCUUGUGUCGGGCGAGCGGGAAGUCCUGUUAUCUCCAAAAAUAGAUUGGUUGGUUUGGUUUCUUGGGGUGGUUGUGGCAACAACGGCAAGCCAGCCGUGUUUAGCGACAUUUUAUCGUUGAGAUCUUGGAUUACAGAAACCGUAAAAAAAUUGUAGAAUAAAUAACAUAAAUUUGCAAUCCCAAAUAAACGCAGUAAAUUGUAUGAAA